Molecule: messenger RNA, 1439 nt
Organism: Daldinia vernicosa
Lineage: Eukaryota; Fungi; Ascomycota; Sordariomycetes; Xylariales; Hypoxylaceae
Exons: 1
Coding region: 114-1439 (441 amino acids)
Source: RefSeq, a predicted model, not a curated record
CCAGUUAUCAUUGUCGGUAGCAUUAUACACAGGGUUUUCUUUUAUGGGUUACGCCUUAUUUAUACUGGAGUUAAGCAGUUGAUAUCCUUAUCCCUUAGUCUUCCGUCGUCGCGAUGGACCACAAGGUCCUUCGAAAAGGCCUUGGACUUAUCCAUGGCCUAACUUUCGAUCCAAUCAGCGAGUCGUCCAAGGAUCUUGACGGCAUUCUCUCUCCUUUUAUAACUGCAGGACUCAGCAAUGCCACACCAGACGAAGUUUGUGAAGCAAUCAUACAUCAAAUCGGAAUGCUCUUCCUCGUCUGCGUCAAGAAUAAAGACGUAUACAUUCGCGUCCGAGGCGACAAAUCUUUCUGUUACCUUCUCCUAUCCGAGUGGAACCCAGCAACCUUAGCUACUCUUUUCACACCUGAGCUGCUUGGGAAACUCCUCUAUUUGUUUGUGGGUGCACGUCGCCGUUAUCUAUCAGACCAAGAUUCUAUAGAAGAAAGUACGAACCUGACAACAGUCAUUGAUGCAUUUAUCACAACAAUCGACCAUGUCGCUAGCACCGUUCAAAAAAGACAUCCCCCUAGCCUAAAGCCUCCCAAAGACUUUAAAGUCACCCGUCCUUGGCCUCCCGACUACUUCAGCAAGUUUGAUGUCGCGAUACUGGGGGAGACAACAACUCGGAGGGCGCUCUUCGGCAUCGAUCACAAGCAUAAAGGGGACGAGGAAGACGCACCUUUGUAUCCACACGACCAGAGCCCUCCCUUAUAUGUCCGCAAGUACCUCUGCUGGUUAUCCUUGACGGAAACUAAGCCCGACUCGAAGGGUGCGCUGUUUCUUGCUCCUAUAGCUUUCAUCUCCGACCAGCAGCGCCAAGAGUGGUACAAUCCUACUGGACAUAAGUCUCGCUUCUACGCCACAGUGACCGAGUUUCUCGACUACGCCAGGGUAGAAUUCGAGAAGACAGGAACGGGAGCGAGGCACCAUGUGAUCGGUCUCCUUACACCGUGGUUCUUUGAUGUAGAAGAAGUUAUGUCGGAGGCAGCAAGGAGAGACGAAGCUAUUCCCACUGUGUGGGAGAAGACAUGCUUCAGGGCCGGAAUGGUGCUUUGCCUAAGCAAGUUUGUACGAAGUGGUUUUACGUGGGUUUAUCAGUUGGCUAUGUUUAGGCCGGGCCUCCCCUACUAUCAGAACGCAGCCGAGCCACAGAGCCGGCGAAAAAAGCAAGAUGUGUGGAUUAGGGAACUCCGAAAGGAGAUUAAUGAGUACUUCUAUGUGGAAAAGGGGUGGAUUGGAGGUAAAUUCCAAAGCCAUGAUGGUCCUCCGUCUUCUCGUAAAGUCUCAGCGGACUCGGUUGAAUUAUCGAAUGAAUUCAUCACGAAAAUCAUGGAGAACCCUAGCUUGGUUCCUAUAACAAGAGCAGAGCAUGUGAAUAUGGGCUUUGAAGAGGUAUGA